This is a messenger RNA of Trichomonas vaginalis G3, 585 nucleotides long. RefSeq names its product retrograde vesicle-mediated transport, Golgi to ER. NCBI's taxonomy places the organism in Eukaryota, Parabasalia, Trichomonadida, Trichomonadidae. Gene Ontology annotation, molecular function: GTP binding; GTPase activity. The coding region runs from base 1 to 585 and encodes 194 amino acids. The transcript has a single exon. The record is from RefSeq and is a predicted model, not a curated record.
AUGAAAAAAGAAGAAAGUGUGCCAGAGGGAAAAGUAAUCGUUGUUGGAAGCGCAGGCGUUGGAAAGACAAGUCUGAUUACGAUGUACACAACUCAACAAUUUUUUGAAAAUUGCUCAAGUACGAUCGCUGCAACUUAUAUUCAAAUGCGUGUUGCAACUUGCUUAGGCGAAGUUGCAUUAAAUUUAUGGGAUACUGCAGGCCAGGAGAGGUUCAAAAGCCUUAUUCCAAUGUAUUCUAGAAAUUCUGCCGCGGCAAUUGUUGUAACGGAUUUGACUAAUCACGACUCAUUGGUCCAAGGUGAGGAGUGGUACAAUAUGGUUAGGGAAAAUUGUCCAGAAACGUGCAAAAUUUAUUUGGUUGCAAAUAAAUGCGAUUUGCCACCUACUUAUAAUGAGAGUGAGUUUCUUGAUUGGGCAAAAUCCAAAUCUCUUCCGUACUUCAUAACAUCAGCAAAACAGCAUGGAACUGUUGAUCCUCUUUUUCAAAAAAUUGCCGAAGAUUUAUUUAAAACUCCUCCACCAGCUGCAGUGGAUAGCAAGCCAGUAGAAAAGAAAUCAGAUCACCGUUGCUGUCUUCUUAUUUAA